AAUGGUGUGAUGCUUGCAAAGAAUAGCAGAGUGGAGCCUGUGCGAUAAAACCGAUAUCAAGCGCCGUAAAGUAGGGAUGCACUCUCUAGCAAACCUUUUACUGAGCUACAAUCGUUCACAACACCCGAAAUGAGCCCCCAUAAGAGCAACUUCAUCCCAUCUAUUGCAUCCCUUCCGGAGUAUGGCAUCUCGAAGAACGGGUUUCUGCCUGCGGAACCGCCGUUGACUAGGCUACCGAACGACUACUACGAGCCAUGGGAGCGCAUAAUACAACAACUGCCAGCUCUUAUCGAGACGCGGCAGAUAAGGCGACAGGUGGAUGAGCUAGCCGUCCUCGACACCUCGCGUUUGAGCAGCGAGGCGGAAUGGCAACGAGCCUACUCACUGCUAGCUCUCAUUGCCCAAGGUUACAUCUGGCAAGGCCCAGAACCGUCACAGCGGCUACCCCCUGCCAUCACCAACCCACUUCUUCGGGCAGCAGAACAUCUCGAAGUCUAUCCUGUCGCAACAUACGCGGCGUUAAAUCUGUGGAAUUGGAGGCUGCUUGAGGAUGGUGCAGAUCUCACACAGCCAGACCGGCUCGAAGCACUCCACACAGCAACCGGAACUGAUGACGAGUCGUGGUUUUUGGUCAUCUCGAACGCCAUGGAAGCGAGAGCAGGACCGUUGAUCCAAACGAUGCUGGAGGCCAUGGAGGCGGUAGAAAUCGAAGACGCAAAAACGAUCAUCCGCAGCUUGAAGUACUCCACACAAAGUAUGCGGGACAUUGGUCGGCUUCUGGAGCGGAUGGAUGAGCGAUGCAAUCCGCAGGUAUUCUAUCACACCAUUCGGCCACUCUUGGCCGGCAGCAUGAACAUGGAAGCCGCAGGGCUGCCAAACGGCGUUUUCUACGGCGACGGCGAAGGAAAGGGCUCCUGGAGACAGUACCGUGGCGGAAGCAACGGGCAAAGCUCCCUACUUCAGUUCUUCGACGCUGUGCUCUCGGUCAAGCAUGCCCGGUGCGGAGGCUUCCACACAGAAAUGCGCCGCUACAUGCCAGGCCCACAUGCCAAGUUUUUGAACGACAUCGAAGCUUGUGCGAAUAUUCGCGGGUACGUCGACAGCCACCAAGACGAGAUCGACCUAGUCGCAGCUUUCAAUGAAGCAGUCGCGGCACUCAGCGGUUUCCGCGAUAAACACAUCUCUCUAGUGGCGCGGUACAUUAUCAUUCCAAGCCGGAUGGGCACGCUAGCGAAUGGCGCGAGUCGCAAGGACCUUGCUUCGGUGUCAACCAAAACGGCCUCCGAGAAGCUGCAGACGCAGGAACUGGUUGGAACCGGAGGCACUAAAUUCAUUCCAUUCCUCCGAACAUCAAGAGAUGAGACGAGCGAGGCGACCGUCGCUGGCCAGCCGUGAGACCUUGGGGGUACGUAAUCAGAGGAGACCACCGCUUGUUUGAUGGUCGUACAUGGGAAAGAGUGGAAUAUCGGCGAUGGAGGCGCCGUCAAGGGUAUGAGUGCCUGGUUGUAGGAAGUCCUGGAGCGCUUGGUCGUUCUCGUUGAGCCAAGGCAGUGCAAAGAAAUCUGCAUCAUAGAUGGUCCAGUCAGAUGGAGCAGUGGCAGAUGAGCCAUCUUGUUGCGGAGCAGAAGCCACAGGUGGGUGAUGAUUGAUGGAAUGGUUACG
Trematosphaeria pertusa is the source of this 1662-nucleotide messenger RNA. RefSeq names its product Indoleamine 2,3-dioxygenase. The record is from RefSeq and is a predicted model, not a curated record. Bases 130 to 1395 code for a protein of 421 amino acids. The transcript is spliced from 2 exons. Gene Ontology annotation, molecular function: heme binding; indoleamine 2,3-dioxygenase activity; metal ion binding. Gene Ontology annotation, cellular component: cytoplasm. Gene Ontology annotation, biological process: 'de novo' NAD+ biosynthetic process from L-tryptophan. NCBI's taxonomy places the organism in Eukaryota, Fungi, Ascomycota, Dothideomycetes, Pleosporales, Trematosphaeriaceae.